Molecule: messenger RNA, 1875 nt
Organism: Beauveria bassiana ARSEF 2860
Lineage: Eukaryota; Fungi; Ascomycota; Sordariomycetes; Hypocreales; Cordycipitaceae
Product: Peptidase S8/S53, subtilisin/kexin/sedolisin
Exons: 1
Coding region: 1-1875 (624 amino acids)
Biological process (GO): proteolysis
Molecular function (GO): tripeptidyl-peptidase activity; serine-type endopeptidase activity
Source: RefSeq, a predicted model, not a curated record
AUGUCCAAGUACUGGCCGCUUCUUCUCUUACCCACCAGCAGAUUCUUCCAGGGCAGUGUCGGCUUGUCGAAACAACCGCUACAUAUCCUAAAAGAGCAUCAUCCCGCUCCAGACGACUGGACGAGGAUAGGCCAAGCUGACCCAGACUACCAUUUCCCGCUGCACAUUGGCGUCAAACACGGCAACUUUGCCGGUCUGGAGAAGCGCCUUUUCGAAAUCUCAGACCCUUUGCAUCAUAGCUAUGGGACGCAUCUGUCGGCCGAGCAGGUAGAUGCUUUUAUCGCGCCGACGGAUGAAGCACUAGCAAAGCUUCAUGCUUGGCUGGGAGCUCACGGCAUUGGUCGUCAUCAGCUGCAAUACAGCCCGGCAAAGGAUUGGGUUAGCAUACCGAAUAUGACAGUCUCAGUGGCAGAAUCACUACUCAAGGCGAAUUAUCACUUGUACCGCCGUGAUGGGUCAGAUGUCAUUCGGUCAGAGCAGUGGUCUCUGCCGGCUGAUGUACACGACAUCAUCGAUACAAUACAUCCUACGAAUGCCUUUUUCAGUAUUCGCGGCAGGGACUCCAAUGAGACAAACCAUCUAAAGCGGCCCACAGAGUCUCUGAAUGACUAUGCAAAAGAUGUUCCAGAUGGCCUCGCGAUUUUAAACGGAAUCGACAUCGCCAACCCUCCCCUGGAUAUAACCCCAGAACAAGCUUGCAACACCACCGCAAUCACACCGCUGUGCUUGCGCGUCCUCUACGGCACUCUGAAUUACACAGCGCAAGCGACCGAGAAAAACAAAAUGGCGCUGUGCAAUUUCGCUGGCGAAUUCAACAACCGGACAGACGCCAGACAAUUCCUCCAGACCUACCGCCCCGACGCCGCCGCCGCAGCUGAUACCUUUGGCAUCACCGAGAUUGCCGGCGGCGUGAACCGCCAGUCACCGUCGACGCAGGAGCAGCUCGAUAACGGCCAUGGCAAAGAAGGCGGUCUAGAUGCGCAGGUUCUCUUGGGCAUGGGCCAUCCGACACCUCUGAUGACGUACACGGUCGGGGGUCCUCUGCCCGCGUUCGCGCCCGACCCGUCGGCGCCGGUCAACGACAACGAGCCGUUCUUGCGGCUCAUCACCUGGCUGCUGGCGCAGCGCGACAACAACAACCUGCCCGCCGUGCUGAGCAUCUCGUACGCCGACACCGAGUACACGGUGCCGCCGUCGUAUGCGCGGCGCGUGUGCCAGGGCUUUGCGCAGCUCGGCGCGCGCGGCGUCAGCGUGCUCUUUGGCUCGGGCGACUGGGGCGUCGGCAAGCCCGCGCAGUGCCACGACCGAGCCAUCAUCAGCGGCCAUCCUCGUCAGCGUACACGCUUUGCGGCGCGCUUUCCGGAUAGCUGCCCGUACGUGACCUCGGUGGCGGCGACUAGGGGCGUGAGCCCGCAGGUGGUUGGGUACAAUGAAAAGAACCAUUUUGUGAGCGGCGGCGGGUUCAGCGAGUACUUUGCGCGGCCAAAGUACCAGGAUGCAGCGGUCGCGCGGUACCUGGAGAAGCUGGGCGGCCGGCACGGGGGCCUCUAUAACGCAAAAGGCAGGGCGUAUCCUGAUGUGGCGGCCAUGGGGUACCGGAUCGUGACGAUUUGGAACGGCAAGACAAAGGUGGUGGACGGGACGAGCGCGUCGGCGCCCAUUUUCGCGGGCAUUGUGGCGUUGCUCAACGACGCUCGACUAGCACGAGGAAAGCCAGCGCUUGGCUUUUUGAAUCCGUGGAUCUACUCGACAGCUUCGCGGGGGGGCGGCUUCAUGGAUGUUGUCCAUGGGAGCACGUUUGGCUGCAAUACGACGGGAUUCCCGGCAAUGGAAGGCUGGGACAUGGCCAGCGGGUUUGGCACGCCGGUGAGUUAA